AUGCGAGAUGAGAGUGAAUACGUAAAACGAUUUGUGCAAAACCACGAUCACCAUCUCGAAGCCUGUCCAUAUUCUUCUGUUAUGACAGGAUCGGUUCCACUGAAUUGGCCGACUCAUCCAAUCAAAAGGUGGGCAGCCGAUGGAGUUAAUUUUUCAAUCUCGCGCGAUGAUCCAACGUGUUUUGACAACUCACUCUGUUCUGAGCUCGAGUUAGUCAACAGCCGGAUUGGUCUCUCUGUUCAUCAGCUUUGGCAAUGCCAACUGAAUGGAGCACGAGCCGCGUUUUGCGAUGAUGAGUUGAAGAAGAACAUUGUUGAUCAAAUCCUGAAGAGCGAGCCAUCAAAU
Messenger RNA from Mesorhabditis belari, 345 nucleotides. Lineage: Eukaryota; Metazoa; Nematoda; Chromadorea; Rhabditida; Rhabditidae. The record is from the annotation of a GenBank genome assembly.